Molecule: messenger RNA, 1002 nt
Organism: Camellia sinensis
Lineage: Eukaryota; Viridiplantae; Streptophyta; Magnoliopsida; Ericales; Theaceae
Product: protein DMP2
Biological process (GO): endomembrane system organization
Source: RefSeq, a predicted model, not a curated record
CCUACUAACCCCUCUCUGUCUCUCCAAAUCCCAAACAUAUAUAUAUUGCUGUAACAUGACAUCCACACCACCACAACACAAAGACAAAACCACAAGUGUGAGCCACAUAGUUCCUCCUAGCAACAACCAAUAUGGCCAACAACAAUAGCAAAACCAUAAAAGACAUGACAUUCACAGGUGUGGGAAACCUCGUAAGGCUCCUCCCAACAGGCACAGUCUUCCUCUUCCAAUUCCUCAACCCUGUCCUCACCAACAAUGGCCACUGCCACCCACUCAACAAGUACUUCUCCGCCACUCUCACAGCCAUUUGUGGCCUCUCCUGCUUCCUCUCUUCCUUCACAGACAGUUACACAGACAGCAAUGGCAAUACCCACUACGGCAUUGCAACGAUGAAGGGUCUUUGGCCAUCAUCCUCCAUGGUUUCUUCUUCUGAUGACUUGUCUAAGUAUAAGCUUCGGUUUGGAGACUUCGUUCAUGCCUUUUUUUCUUUGACUGUGUUUGGUGUGGUGGCUCUUUUGGACUCAAACACUGUGGAUUGUUUUUAUCCGGGUUUUGAGUCGACUGGGAAAACUUUGCUUAUGGCUGCGCCGCCUGUUAUUGGGGCGGUUUCUGGGUCGGUGUUCAUGUUGUUCCCUAGCAACCGCCAUGGCAUUGGGUACCCUUCAAGUCCGUCUACAGACGAGUCUUAGUUUGAGUCACCAGUGCACGAGACUCCAUAUAAUUACCUUGAAAUUUAAAUCUCAAUUUCAUAGCCACACACUAAAUAUGCAAAAUAAUCAAGCUUAAAAAGUGGCUUGCAAAAUUACUCAAAAAUGAAGUGCUAUAUAGAUUCAAACGUAAUGUGACGUGGGUCAUAUUUAAUUUGAUCUAACACUUCAUUUUUUUUUAUUUUUUUUAUUUUUUAUGAAAUAAUCAGUGAUGUUUCAAUAUGUAUAGUGUGUGAUAUUAUACAUUAAUACUGUAUAAUAUAUGAAUUGAUGAGGUAAUGUGUCUUGCUUUGCU